Molecule: messenger RNA, 906 nt
Organism: Podarcis lilfordi (Lilford's wall lizard)
Lineage: Eukaryota; Metazoa; Chordata; Lepidosauria; Squamata; Lacertidae
Source: the annotation of a GenBank genome assembly
AUGAGCUUCACUGAGAAUGGAUCUCUUACUCGACAUCAACGAAUUCACACAGGGGAGAAACCAUUUAGAUGUAUGGAGUGCGGAAAGAGCUUCAUUCAGUGUUCACACCUUAGUAGACAUCAACGAACUCACACAGGUGAGAAACCAUAUAAAUGUAUGGAGUGUGGAAAGAGCUUCAUGUGUAGUUGGCAACUCAAUGCGCACCAUCAAAGUCACACCGGGGAGAAACCAUUUAAUUGUAAGGAUUGUGGGAAGGGUUUCAGUCAUUGUAUAAAACUUACAAUACAUCAACGAAUUCACACAGGGGAAAAACCAUUUAAAUGUCUGGAUUGCGGAAUGAGCUUCACUGAGAAUGGAUCUCUUGCGAGACAUCAACGAAUUCACACAGGGGAGAAACCAUUUAGAUGUAUGGAGUGCGGAAAGAGCUUCAUUCAGUGUUCACACCUUAGUAGACAUCAACAAACUCACACAGGUGAGAAACCAUAUAAAUGUAUGGAGUGUGGAAAGAGCUUCAUGUGUAGUUGGCAACUCAAUGCGCACCAUCAAAGUCACACCGGGGAGACACCAAUUAAUUGUAAGGAUUGUGGGAAGGGUUUCAGUCAUUGUAUAAAACUUACAAUACAUCAACGAAUUCACACAGGGGAAAAACCAUUUAAAUGUCUGGAUUGCGGAAAGAGCUUCAUUCAGAGUUCACACCUUAGUAGACACCAACGAACUCACACAGGGGAGAAACCAUUUAGAUGUAUGGAGUGUGGAAAGAGCUUCAUUCAGAGUUCACACCUUAGUAGACACCAACGAACUCACACAGGGGAGAAACCAUAUAAAUGUAUGGAUUGUGGGAAGGGUUUCAGUGAGAGUGGAUCUGUUAGAAAACAUCAAAAAUCUCACAGAGAAGCAAUUGCUUAA